AUAUUGGUAUGAGAUAUCAUUCAUGCUGUUUUUCUCAUAAAUAAAAUAUUAAAUAUAUGUUAUUUAAAAUUAGAGUUCUAAAAAAUACAUUAUUAUAAAUUUAUAUAUAUAUAUAUGUAUGUGUGUGUAUGUGUGUGUGUUGUGUGUAUAUUAUAAUUAUAUAUUUUGAUAUUAAAAUUUAUAUCUCAAAUACCGUAAAUAUUUAUUCAAUGAUGAAUAAUACAAAAAAAAUCAAUGUAAAUUUUUCAUCUCUUGUGGGUUUAAAAGCAGAACUUUUAAAAAAACAACAUGAAGUAAAUGAAGCAAAAUUAAAAUCAGAAACAAUUUAUAGUAUUCCAAAAUUGCAGAAAAAAAAAUCCUCAAAAACUGAAGAGGAACAUAAAAAUGAAAAUUUGAAAAAAUUAGAGUAUAUUGAAGAUAUUGAUACUCAUAAAAAGUCAAAAUUAAUGUUAACAGCAAAGGCAAGGUUGUAUGACCAAUUAAAAAAAUCUAAAACUACCAAUGAAAAUUUUCUUGUUGAUUUCACAAAUAAAUCAGAUGAAUCUGAAGAAGAAUUAUUACAAAAAGAUGAAGAAAAUGAUGCAAUAUUAGAAAAUGAAGAUGACUGGGUAGAAUAUGAAGAUUGUUUUGGUCGCACAAGAAAAUGUUUACGUGAAGAUUUAUGUUUAAUGCAAGAAAAAGAUCAAUUAAUAAAACAACAAAUAAUAAAUAAAAAAGGAAUUGAUCCAAAAACAAAUAAUAUUAUUGAACAAAAUUAUACUCAAGAAGAAAAAGAACCUGAAAUAGAAAUUAUGAGAAGAAAAUGGGAAGAACAAACAAAAAAAUUAACUGAUAAAGUAAAUAUACAUUAUCAAGAUAUUUUAUUUGAUGAAGCCAGAACCCAUGGUGUUGGUUAUUAUGCAUUUUCACAAGAUGAAGAAGAAAGAAUCAAGCAACAGGAAAAUUUAUUCAAUUUAAGGAAGGAAACGGAAAGAAAACAGAAAGAAAUAAAAGAAUUAAAAGAAUUGAAAGAAAAAAUGGAAUAUAAUAGAUUAAAAGCAGCUAAAAUUAGACAGCGUAUUAGAGCAGGAUUACCAAUAGAUACAGUAGAAGAAGAAUUCAGAAAAAAAAAUAGUGAAUAUAAUCAAAAUACAUCAGAUAAUAUACAUAUUGCAGAAAAAAAUUUGAUUGAAAUUAAAGAAAAAGAAAGUAAUGAAAAUCAAAAUAUAGAAAUAAAUAAAGAAAUAGAAAAAGAAAAUAAAAUAAAAAUUUUAGGAGAAUUUUUAGGAAAAAGAACUCAUUGGUAUGAAAUGUCUCAGGAAGAAUGGAUUCACAAAUGUAGAAAAAUUAGGGUUAAUGAAUUUGGACCAGUAUAUGAAAAUUUCAAAAGUGCUGGUUAUUUAAACUCUGAAAAUAUUAAUGUAGCAUUAAGAAUUAAUAAUAAUGAGAAAUUUCAACCAUAUGAAAUGAAUAUUCAGAGUAAUAUAAAAACUAAUAAUAAAGUAAAUAUAGAUACUUAUAAUAUACCACUUCCUCCUAAUUUAAUUAUAAAUGAUUCUAAUAUUGAGGAUAAUAAAACAAUAAAUCAAAAUAAUUUUACCCAACAAAUUCAGCUUAGACAACAAGAAUCCAAUAAUAUAUUACAGAAUCAGAUGAUACCAAAUAGAAAUAUAGAUGAAGCAAGUAUAGCAGCUGGUCUUAAAUAUUUGAGAGAAAAAUUUGAAAAAAGUCAAAACACUUGAGAUAUCUAUAAAAUUUAUAUAAUAAUAUGUUUAAAUAUAAUAUAUGUUUGUAACAAUAUACAUAUAGACAUUAUCAUAUAUCAUUCUCUUUAUACCAAAGAAUGCAAUUUGACUUAUAAGGAUUCAUAUUUUAAAUAUGAAAAUAAUUAUUAAGAGUAACAUUUUUGAGGUGUAAUAUUUAUUUCAAAAUGCAAUUUUAUAAACUAUUUUAUCAUUAUAAAUUGAAGUUAACUAUAAAAAAACAUCAAAUAGAAAAUUUACAUUUGUGCUUCUGGCAUAAAAGAGAUGAUAGAUGAUUAAAAUAUUAUAAUAGAAUUAUUUACGAUAAUAAAAUAUAUUUAUAAAAAAUA
Apis cerana (Asiatic honeybee) is the source of this 2071-nucleotide messenger RNA. RefSeq names its product coiled-coil domain-containing protein 174. The record is from RefSeq and is a predicted model, not a curated record. Lineage: Eukaryota; Metazoa; Arthropoda; Insecta; Hymenoptera; Apidae. Gene Ontology annotation, cellular component: nucleus.